This is a messenger RNA of Rangifer tarandus platyrhynchus (Svalbard reindeer), 522 nucleotides long. The record is from the annotation of a GenBank genome assembly. NCBI's taxonomy places the organism in Eukaryota, Metazoa, Chordata, Mammalia, Artiodactyla, Cervidae.
AUGGCUCGAAUGAACCGCCCAGCUCCUGUGGAAGUUACGUACAGGAACAUGAGAUUUCUUAUUACACACAACCCAACUAAUGCAAUGUUAAGCAAAUUUAUAGAGGAACUUAAGAAGUAUGGAGUUACCACAAUCGUAAGGGUAUGUGAAGCAACUUAUGACACUACUCUUGUGGAGAAAGAAGGCAUCCAUGUUCUCGAUUGGCCUUUUGAUGAUGGCACACCACCAUCUAACCAGAUUGUUGAUGAUUGGUUAAGUCUUGUGAAGAUUAAGUUUCGUGAAGACCCUGGUUGUUGUAUUGCUGUUCAUUGUGUUGCAGGCCUUGGCAGAGCUCCAGUGCUUGUUGCCCUAGCAUUAAUUGAAGGUGGAAUGAAAUAUGAAGAUGCAGUACAGUUCAUAAGACAAAAGCGGCGAGGAGCUUUUAACAGCAAGCAACUUUUGUAUUUGGAGAAGUAUCGUCCUAAAAUGCAACUGCGCUUCAAAGACUCCAAUGGGCAUAGAAACAACUGUUGCAUUCAGUAA